Messenger RNA from Aethina tumida (small hive beetle), 3282 nucleotides. It is a transcript of the gene Mkp3, whose product is annotated as dual specificity protein phosphatase Mpk3. The record is from RefSeq and is a predicted model, not a curated record. Bases 124 to 1428 code for a protein of 434 amino acids. The transcript is spliced from 5 exons. Gene Ontology annotation, cellular component: cytoplasm; cytosol. Gene Ontology annotation, molecular function: protein tyrosine/threonine phosphatase activity; MAP kinase tyrosine/serine/threonine phosphatase activity. NCBI's taxonomy places the organism in Eukaryota, Metazoa, Arthropoda, Insecta, Coleoptera, Nitidulidae. Gene Ontology annotation, biological process: protein dephosphorylation; negative regulation of MAPK cascade.
AUUCUGUGUUUUGUCGCGGCGUCGGGUGUACGCGUCUCCCGGUGUCAGUAUAGCGGUGGCGGUGGUGGUAAUGUUUUGCGCCCGAACGUCGUCCCGUUGACAAGAGGACAGUGCUGCGAGAACAUGCCGACGACGCCGGAAUGCGACUACGACCUGGUGUCGCACGAGGGCCUGCUGGCCCUGCUGCGCAACGAGCCGAAGAACAUCGUCGUGUUGGACUGUCGCAGCUCGAACGAGUACGGCGAGUCGCACAUACGCGACGCGGUCAACUUCUCGAUACCGUCCAUCAUGCUGAGGCGGUUGGCGGCCGGCAAGAUCGACCUGGCCGCCACCAUCAAGUGUCGCGAGCUGAAGCACAAGAUAUGCAACGCGUACAAGGAGAACCUGUUCGUUUUGUACAACGAUCUGGCCGGGGUGCAGCAUCAGAGUGAUUCCGUGCUCGGUGUGUUGUUGAGGAGGCUGACGCAAGAUGGUUGCCGUGUCGCAUGUCUCGAAGGUGGAUUCCCGUCGUUCAGACAGUCGUUCCCGGAGUGGUGCGACAGCUGUUCGGAGCUGAUGGACGCGGACGGGGGCGGGGUGCCGGCCCUGUGCCAGGAGCCGCUGCCGCUGAUGGGGCUGAAGUCGCUGAGGAUCUCGGCGCCGCCCCACCGGCCCCAUCGCAGCUGCGACAGCCUCUCGUCCGCCGCCAACAGCUCCACCGACAGCUCCGACACGGACGACCGCUGCGACAGCUCCCUAGGUUUGGAAGACGACCGCGAGUUCCCCGUGGAGAUCAUACCCCAUUUGUUCCUGGGCAACGCCGCCAACAGCGAGGACAGCCAGGCCCUGGCGAAACACAGUAUAACGUAUAUUUUGAACGUGACCCAAGAUUUACCCAACGUUUUUGAGCACGGGGGCAACAUCAGGUACAUGCAGAUCCCCAUCAAUGACCAUUGGUCGCAGAAUCUGGCCAGUUACUUUCCGCAGGCCAUUGAAUUUAUUGACGAGGCGAGAUCUCGACAGAAGGGCGUGCUGGUCCACUGCUUGGCGGGCGUCUCGCGCUCGGUCACCAUCACCGUCGCCUACCUGAUGCGCAAGUGCUCGCUCAACCUGAACGACGCGUUCAACGUGGUGCGAGCCCGCAAGUCGAACAUCGCGCCCAACUUCCACUUCAUGGAGCAGCUGUACAACUACGAGAAGGAACUGAACCUGGACGUCGCCUCCAACAGUCCCGCCCCUUUACUCGAGCAAAUCAGGCUGGAGCAGAAGAACCGGCACCGACGGCCGUACGACAGCAAGCGCAACGGCGUGUGCCAGAACUGCGGCCUGGCCCGCGACUGCAAGUGCGGCCAGCACACCGAGUUCCUCAGCCCGCUGGCCUCCAUAGGCGUCAGCCCCGACUCGGGCAUCGAGUUCGACCGGUGGGGCACCGGCACGCCGGCCGACUGAGACACCCGGGGGGGAUCGCAGUGGAAGUUUUAGGUCGCCCGUCGGCUGCGCAGUCCUCCCUCGUACCGUCUCCUCGUGUCUUGAAAUAUGAAUGAUGUUAACGCAUUUUUUCCACUCCUUUCGUUUUAUUUUAUGUUAUUGUUAUGCAAAGUUGGGGUCGUGGAUGUGUGCGGGGCGGCGCCGUCCUUAUCUUGUUGCGGUCGUCGUCGUUCGCACCGGGUGCGUCACACCAGUAUUAUUUGCAUUUUACUUUGUUUACGGAAAAAAACCCUUUUUACUAUUUUUAGAGUAUAUAUUUUUAUACGGAAUUGCGCAAUAUUUAUGAACUGAGUCUAUUGUAUUGGGUGUUAAUUUCGAAACUAAUGCAGUAGUAAGGCGUUGUUACGUUUUUUAUUGUUCUGUACGUCUUCCAAAAGUUACAAGUUUAAACGUGCUACCUGUACGUUGUACGUUCCCCCUACCUUUGUACUUAGGGCAACUAGAUGAUAUGUUUUCCCUUUAUUCAAUUAACAACAACAACUUAAAAAUAUGCACACAUGAAAGAGUAUUAUUUAAACGUCCUCCAAAGAUUUAUAUAAAUAACACAGUACUGUGGGUACUGACUUUAGGAAUAUACAUUAAUUUUAAUGUAGUCACUCAGCAGACUAGUUUUUAAGCCACGUACACUUGUAUAUCGUGAUUUGUUUUAUAAAAUCAUUGAUGAUUUUAAUGUACAAAUAUGUAUGCAAACAUACUUGUCAUAUUAAAACCAUAUCAUAGUUGUAGUAUUUUGUAUGUUGUUAAUUUGCCUGAUAAUGUAACAUCACUAAAGUAACACGUAGGUUUAUAAUUUUGCUAAUGUUUAGGUGUUAUUUGAAUGUAUGCUUGCAUAUGUACCGGUACAGAAGGUUGGAUAUUUUUUUAGACGUUUGUAACAAAUCCGAAACUUCAAAAAAAUCACUUUAGAUGUACAUAUACAAGUGCCAUAUUUAAUUUAUUAAAUAUUUUUAUAUAAAUAUAUAUAUAUUAUAUCUUGCCAUAACUUUCCCAGGAGUUAUAGAGAAUCAGAAUUCCAAAUCUAGAUGAGAUGUCUAUAUUUUUCUUAACAAAACUAAAAUUAUCUAUGUAAAUAUGAGUCCUUUUUCAUUUUUACUGUUUAAGGUAAAUUAGGCCCAUACAAACGUUGUACGUCCCUUAAAAUGGCAAUAUUAAUUAGGGGAAGUGGAAGAGAAAAUAUCAUGAGAUAAUUAGGAUUAAGAAACUUGUGAUACUUUUGUGUUUGGAUGACCGAUACAACUUUUGUAUGGGCUGAUAGAGUUAAUGAACGGAAUUUUGCACUGCUUGAAGUUUCUCAGUUGUUACGUUUACUAUUGAUACGAGAGCCCGAUUGUGAAAUGUUCAAUGUUUCGGUUCAGUCUUCUAUUUUUGCCUUCCACGAGAAAUAGUUGUUGGGUAUUUUGCGAUUUGUGGCUACGACAAAGCAGGAAUAUUACAUAGAAAUUAAGGACUAAGUAUGACUUUAAGAUUAAAACAUUGUUAAUGUAUAUGAUCAGUGGUUGUACAAAGUCUUUUCAGGGGCAUUGUUUAGAAGCGUUACAAGUCAAUACAUGCACCAAAGAGCGUUUGUUGCCCUUUUUGCAGGCCACUGUAGAUAUAUAUUUUCAAAUAUAUUAUAUAAAGAUAUGUAAAUGUUUUUAUGUUUACAAAAUUUUCUAAUUAAGAGACAUUCCUAAUUACCUUUAACACUUGUUAUUAUAAUGUUUCAUAUUUUUAUUCUUCCAUUGUCAUAAAAACAAAUUUAUAUGUUAUUUUAUAUGUCGAUAUUUAUAAAUUAAUGUUUCUUCAUAAUAUUUGAAAAAUAAAUUUUUAAUGUGA